CAGAACCCUCGGCACAGACAACCAGUCCAUACACACAUCUCAGCGCAGAAAACUUCCAGAAGAGGUCUGCAGUCGAAGGUAUCUCGGUCACCUGCUGUCCUUCCCAGGGCUUUUUUGCUGUCCCUGACAACAGCCAUCAUGCCCAGGGGACAAAAGAGUAAGGCCCGUGCUCGUGAAAGGCGUCGCCAAGUCCAAGAAGAAGCCAAGGGGCUCACGGAUGCUCAAGCAAAUGCUUCAGAGAAAGGAGAGUCACUUGCCCACUCUGAUCAAGCUUCAGGGGAUGCUAGGCCAAGCACUUCUACGGCUGGCUUUCCAAAGCAGUCUCAAAGCUCAGCACCAAGCAACACUGGCAGCAAAGUCAUGGCCCACAAAAUGUCUGAUAAAUGUGACCAGAGCCAAAGGGAUGAAAAUAAGAGAAUUUCCAGGGCACCACUUGCUACUGGAAGCUCACAGAUGGAUCAUCUGACAAGGAAGACAGGAAUGUUGAUGGAGUACAUGCUCUGCAAGUACAAAGUUAAGCAGCCCAUGAGGAAGGGAGAAAUGCUCAAAGUUAUCAACAAAAGGUUCAAGGAAGACUUCCCUGAGAUCUUCAAGAGAGCUGCCUAUCGAUUGGAUGUGGUUUUUGGCAUUGAGUUGAAAGAAAUCCAGCCCCAUGGUCAAUCCUAUGAGCUUGUCAGUAAGCUAGAGUUCCAGGAUGAUGGAAGUGGGAGCAGUGAGCUGGGUCUUCCUACCAGGGGCAUUCUGAUCCCUCUCUUGAGUGUGAUCUACUUAAAUCACUACUGUGCCCCAGAGAAGGAGGUCUGGCACUUCCUGAAUAUGUUAGGAAUCUAUGAUGGGGUCCCACACCUCAUCUUUGGGGAUGUGAGGAAGCUCAUCACUGAAGAUCUAGUGCAGGAAAAGUACCUAGAAUACCGUCAGGUUCCUGAGAGUGAUCCUCCAUGCUAUCAGUUCCUGUGGGGCCCAAGAGCCUAUACUGAACCCAGCCAGGUAAAGGUGGUGGAAUUUUUAGCGAAGAUCAAUGAAACCAUGCCUGGUGUUUACCCAUCUCGUUAUGAACAGGAUUUGAUUGAAGAGGAAGAGAAAACCAAAGCCGAAGCUGCAGCCAAGGCUGGCACUAAGGGCAAAGCCAAGGGACAUUCUAAGUCCAAGCGCUAG
Messenger RNA from Mastomys coucha (southern multimammate mouse), 1155 nucleotides. Its product is annotated as melanoma-associated antigen B4-like. Lineage: Eukaryota; Metazoa; Chordata; Mammalia; Rodentia; Muridae. The record is from RefSeq and is a predicted model, not a curated record. Gene Ontology annotation, biological process: negative regulation of transcription by RNA polymerase II. Gene Ontology annotation, cellular component: nucleus. The transcript is spliced from 2 exons. The coding region runs from base 139 to 1155 and encodes 338 amino acids.